Hipposideros armiger (great roundleaf bat) is the source of this 510-nucleotide messenger RNA. Its product is annotated as histone H2B type 1-L-like. The transcript is spliced from 2 exons. The record is from RefSeq and is a predicted model, not a curated record. Bases 124 to 510 code for a protein of 128 amino acids. Lineage: Eukaryota; Metazoa; Chordata; Mammalia; Chiroptera; Hipposideridae. Gene Ontology annotation, cellular component: nucleosome. Gene Ontology annotation, molecular function: DNA binding; protein heterodimerization activity; structural constituent of chromatin.
CAGAUUCUUGGCUGCCCAAUACGUCAUGUUUAUGGCGUGCCAAUAAAUACCACUCUUGGCCAGCGGCGCUGUACUGUUGCUGGGGUCUGGCCGGUCUUGUAAGAUCUGCGGAGCAGGACGUUCAUGAUGCCUGAGCUGCUUUCGAAAAGCGUCGGUAUGUCUGUGAAAGACUCUAAGAAGCCAGUGACUAGGGCGCAGAAGGAGGACAACAAGAAGUGCAAGCGCAGCCGCAAGGAGAGCUACGCGGUGUACGUGUACAAGGUACUGAAGCAGGUGCACCCGGACACGGGCAUCUCGUCCAAGGCCAUGGGCAUCAUGAAUUCGUUCGUCAACGACAUUUUUGAGCGCAUCGCGGGCGAGGCGUCGCGCCUGGCGCAUUACAACAAGCGCUCGACCAUCACGUCCCGGGAGAUCCAGACGGCCGUGCGCCUGCUGCUGCCCGGGGAGCUGGCCAAGCAGGCCCUGUCUGAGGGCACCAAGGCCAUCACCAAGUACAUAAGCUCCAAGUGA